Gloeophyllum trabeum ATCC 11539 is the source of this 1204-nucleotide messenger RNA. RefSeq lists its product as uncharacterized. The transcript is spliced from 8 exons. Bases 1 to 1077 code for a protein of 358 amino acids. The record is from RefSeq and is a predicted model, not a curated record. NCBI's taxonomy places the organism in Eukaryota, Fungi, Basidiomycota, Agaricomycetes, Gloeophyllales, Gloeophyllaceae.
AUGCUCUCGUUCAUUACAGCGGGCGCCCUCCUUUGGGCUACCUUGGUGCUGUCCAGCCCGGCUCCACCACCUACCCCCCAAGGAGGUGUUGGACUGGAAGCUACCCCGUCGUACCAUGUCACCUCCGACUUUGAUUUUCAAUCUCUUAAUCUGGCUCUCAAUCAGGAGUAUAUUGAACUUGACCUUUUCCACCAUGGUCUUGCUGUUUUCUCCGUUGAAGAAUUCGAGGCCGCUGGGUUGGACGCCGAAGACCGGUUUCUCAUCGAGUUCAUGGCUGAUCAAGAGGCCGGACACGCAAUUCUCGUCUCUAACAUGCUUGGUGCCCGAGCGGCCAAGCAGUGCAAUUAUACUUACCCUUUCGAUACUGUUCGGGAGUUCGUUGAUUUCUGCCAAAAGCUGACUCGCUUUGGGGAAUCCGGUGUCUAUGGUUUCCUGGAGCAUCUAGACAACCGAGCGAGCGCGGAGAUGCUUCUGCAAUCGAUUACCACUGAAGCCAGACAACAGAUGAUCUUCAGGCAAUUCGAGGGCUUGUUCCCUAUGCCGGUAUAUUUUGAGACGGGUAUCACUCAAUCAAUGGCUUGGACCCUGCUAUCACGUUAUAUUACUCAUUGUCCUGAAGAGAACCCGCGCAUCGAGUGGCAGAACUUCCCAGCCCUUUAUGUCGUUAAUGACCCCACUCAACGGGCUCUUGCGAUGAAUGUUACCCCCUCCAUCACGCAUAAUCUGUCUCUGCCAUUGACGACUCCUGGUCAACAAGUCGAGUUGACCUGGGAGGACCCUGGUAAGACCGUCGGAUAUGAUGGCUUAUACACCACCACGACAACCGCAGGAGCUCCCAAAUAUGCAGCAUGGAUAGCUCAGCUGAACAUCACGUAUACGCCCUUGGAGAACAUCAAUGGGAAUUGCGCGUCCACGAAGCAGCCAAUCGGCGAAGUUUUCGGCGUCAAUACCGCUCCUAUUGUCAACGGCACGAUCUUUGUCCUCAUCACGGAUGAUAACCCAGUCAUUACGCCGGCUAAUCUGUCUCUCUUGAACGCUCACGUCGUAGCUGGACCUGCUAUCUAUCAGGCAGGCUGAUUCUAGCUGGAGAUUAGCGCCGCGGACGAAGGGGGAUCUGACGACGUACGGACACUCACUAUCUACGCUCUUAUUGGACCCUGUCCCGAGUGAUCCGGGUAGUAAAGACAUGGACGGACGUAUUUGC